AGAAACAACGUGCACCGGGACCGACAGCGGCCAAAAACCUCUUCUGCUAUCUUUACACUAUAUCUCUUCAGUGAGAGGAAAACAAAAACAUGGCUAAAUGGGGAGAAGGAGACCCUCGCUGGAUCGUAGAGGAGCGAGCAGACGCGACUAAUGUCAACAACUGGCACUGGACCGAACGGGAUGCGACAACCUGGUCGUCGGACAAGUUAAAAGCUCUGCUGCUCGGUCUGAGCGUGGAGAACGAGGAGGGGAGCUGCGAGGUCACGGAGGUCAGCAAGGUGGAAGGAGAGGCUUCCAUCAACAACCGGAAAGGAAAACUUAUUUUCUUUUAUGAAUGGAACCUAAAAGCAGCUUGGACCGCAAUGUCUAAAGCAGGAAUCAAAUAUCAAGGAACAAUCGAAGUCCCGAACCUGUCUGACGAGAACGACAUGGAGGAUCUCGAUAUCGGCGUAUCGCUGAACAAAGACGAACCUGAGACGCCACUGACCAACCUGAUGAGGACAAAAGGAGCCGAGAAGAUCCGCGAAGCUCUUGGAAGCUACGUCGGCUACUUAAAAUCAGAGUUCACUCAGGGGAUGAUCCUGCCGACAGCUAACGGUGUGGCGAAGGUUCAGUCCACAUCACAGUCCAAAGCCAAGCUGAAUAAAACUCAGAUUUCCUCCUCAACCAGUUCAGCCGCUCCCAUCAACACCGGCGUUAAGAUUCCCACCUGUAAAUUCAGCAUUAGGGAAAAGUUCCUCACCUCGCCGGCCGACCUCUUCAGGGUGUUUCUCAACCAGGAGAUGAUCCAGGCGUUCACACACGCUCCAGCGAUGGUUGAGGGAGAGAAGGGCGGAAAGUUUCGUCUGCUAGAUGGAAAUGUUUUCGGUGAAUUCUCGGAGCUGAUUCCUGAUGAGAAAAUAGUCAUGAAGUGGAGGUAUAACAACUGGCCCUGUGAGCACUACGCGACAAUCACCAUGACUUUCAUGGACCGGAGCAGCGAGACGGAGCUGAAGGUGGAUUGUCGAGGCGUCCCUGAAAACGAGGAGGAGCGGACAAAAGAAGGCUGGAAGAGAUACUACUUUGAAGCUAUUAAACAGACAUUUGGCUACGGAGCGCGGCUCUUCUGAAGAAGACGUUGUACUGUAAAACGCUGUUUUCAUUUUCUGAGGUUUUUUUUUUUUUUUUUCUCUCGGAUUUUUAAUCUUCUUGUCCUUCGAUCUCUCUGGCACAAGAUACUUCAGUGUAAACUCAUAGCACGAGUUAAAAGGAAAGAAAUGAAAUAGGCGAGGUUGACAUGUCACCUGUCUGUGUUCCUGUACAUGUUUUAAUUUCUGGUUUAAAUAUUUAAAUCUAGACUCCCCCCCCCCCCCCCCCCCCUUCCUAUUCCUCCUUCUUCAGUAUUUGGGUCAGUUGUUCAAAGUAGCAUGGAUGGACUGUGCCUUUGAGACUCUGGAUGGAAAUUGGAAUAAAGCAAAGAAGAAUAUAAUGAACCACUAAUGCAAAUUGGCCUCCGAUUUAAUAUAAAUCACUGGUUAAAAGUCAAAAAUAAACGUUGAUUUUCUUUUUUUAUUUGGAGAAAAUGAAAUGCUAUAUUAUGUUGCUUUUUUGGAAAUGAAUGUUUAUUUUUUACUUUAUUUUACUUCUUUUCAAGUGUAACUGUAGUGAAGAUGCAUGAUUCAUUCAUUUCAACCCUGCCGGACCGAGGAAACGACUGCUGGAUCUGAACUUUCUCCUGGCAAAGUCCGACACUUUUAUCGCUUUAAGCAGUGCUGUACUUUUUCAGUUUGUUUCCGUUAAGACUUGAUUUCGUGCACAUUAGCGAGCUCGGCGAAAGGUGCAGAGAGAAGGGCAGAUCGUCUGGGACCUUCAGCAGGAAACGUUAUAAAUGUUUGUCACAGUGUUGGAAAACAGGAAAGAAAAAAAAACAAGUUUUAAGUCUUUAUGCAGGUAGCUAGCAUAGCAACUAAAGAGACGCUAUAUUUGGCUUCAAAAUGUACAUUUACAGUUUUAAAAAAAAAGAAAGAAAAAAAGGCUUUCAGAACAAACUGCAUCUAUUUAUUUCAUCCCAUUCACGAUGUAAAAAGAUUAAACAAAUCCCUGUUAUGCUCUUUGAUUUGUUUUUAUUUAUGUGAGCACAUCUUUUAAUUACUUCGCAUUAAAUU
This is a messenger RNA of Scomber scombrus (Atlantic mackerel), 2144 nucleotides long. It is a transcript of the gene ahsa1a, whose product is annotated as AHA1, activator of heat shock protein ATPase homolog 1a. Gene Ontology annotation, biological process: positive regulation of ATP-dependent activity; protein folding. The transcript is spliced from 9 exons. Bases 90 to 1109 code for a protein of 339 amino acids. Gene Ontology annotation, molecular function: protein-folding chaperone binding; ATPase activator activity. Gene Ontology annotation, cellular component: cytosol. The record is from RefSeq and is a predicted model, not a curated record. NCBI's taxonomy places the organism in Eukaryota, Metazoa, Chordata, Actinopteri, Scombriformes, Scombridae.